CGCCGCCGCCGCCGCCGCCGAUUUUCGUUCCUUUCCACGCACGCAACUCGGCUGAGACCGGUGUGCAGUUGCGCGAGGAACCCGUCCACGAGUGUUAAAGUGAUUAUACAAGGUGCCGGGUAUAUUAUCUCCCGCGCGAGUUUGCCGCGAGCGUGCCGUCUCGUCCACGUUUCUUUACUGAUCUGUUUCUCUCGUGUCUAGUGAUUGUGAGAUCCGCACCGCGAAAUAUCAAUGUACGUCACGUGCUCGCAGCGUCGUCCACCUCGCCGAUGUCACGGGAUCUCGGCUGGUCGUUGCCGGCUCGCGAAGAGAAUGUUUUUCACGUGACUCGACGAGAUAAUCCCGUGGGAUUACAUACUACCGGUUGCUCACUCUGGAUACCGAUCGCACAUUAGGCAACGAGUGCAGUAGUAGAAAAAGCACAAGACGAUGUAUUCUGACGGUCUCCUGACGCUCCAUUAUGGAAAACAUCCAGCGACCUUGGCCGCAGAGGUCGGGGCCUGGUACAGCGGGGACCGUCACGUAGAUGUAACCCUGGCAUGCGACGAUGGGUCCGUUGUGAAGGCCCAUCGUGUCGUUUUGGCAGCUGCCAGUCCCCUCUUGGCUAGUCUACUUCGGAAUCCUGCCCUGGACCACGUGGUUCAUUUAUCAGGCGUCCGAAAGACUCAAUUAAAUCAUUUGUUGGAAUUUUUAUAUAACGGAGAAGCGUUGAUACCGUCGACAGAGCUUACGCCGUUAAGGGAGCUUUUUGAGCUUCUCCAGAUUAAGUCCGAGCUAUUUGAGCCGAAUCAGCCUCAAACUAGUAACUCUGACCCCGAAAGAAUAUCAACUCCACAGCCCUCAGAAGGCCAGGAGAGUUCCAGUUACGAAUCCCAAUACGAUGGCAGACAGUCCAAUAAUCCUGCGGACUGUUGCUCAGUCCUCAUUAAAACAGAAGGUUGCGAAGAGGAGCCGGAAGUGGAUGUGGAAGGUGUGGAAGGCGAAAGUCUUCUUUCGGAUAACAGAGAAAGCAGCAUAGAACCUCCUAGAAGAAGGGAUAGUUCUGAUCCUGUUAAUUUGAGUCUCAAUUCCGGCACUUCCGUCACAAGCGAUAGCUCACACGAUAUAAUACACAGGUCUGAAAAACCGAUAUUCGAAAGGCGAGAAUCUCUUGAGGAAGCAGAAGAGCGGAAGAGGCAGUUGGCAGCGCGACUGGCGUUAGGCUUAGAAUCUGGGAAGAGAAAACUCGAAGAAUUACCGAUCCCACCUGCGGAAGCAUAUGUUGUGACGCCUCAUCGAAAGCGAAGACCAGGCUUCCACAAUGCUCCCGCACAAAAUCCGGCUUUCGUGCCUUUCAAUCCUGGAUUCGAAACGCCCAGAAGAUUGCAGGCGCCACAUCCCCUGAGUGUUUCGGCACCACCGUACCUGCAAGAUAGAUCAGUGACGCCGCCAUCACAUCGACCGCCAAGCGCUGAUCCGACGUCAGCAGCGGCUCUGGAGCCACCUUGGACGGCUUGGACUCUGCCAUCUGCCAGAGCGCCACCACCGCCACCGUCAACGGACGACCCGCCAAAGUCUACCCCUGUCCGAGAAUAUCGAUGCAGCUACUGUGGCAAACAAUUCGGCAUGUCGUGGAACCUGAAGACCCAUCUAAGAGUGCAUACGGGCGAGAAGCCUUUUGCGUGUAGACUUUGUGUUGCCAUGUUCAAACAGAAAGCCCACUUGCUAAAACAUCUUUGUUCGGUGCACCGAGGUGUGAUAGCCGCUCCCGACAAUACGUUCUCGUGUUGCUUUUGCUCAUCGUCGAACUUCGUUAAUUUGCAGGACCUCAUUAGGCAUCUCUCGGGGCCGCACAACAAUCUACUACUCAGCAGAAAUCUACAUCGUGAAUUUACGAAUCAUGAAUAGCGACAAAGUCAAAGACCGUCCGGUGCUGAAGAUUGUCCCUUGAACGCAUAAUGAGCAGCUUAUUUGAGAUGCUUUCAAGAUCUCUCAUUAGGAGGAUGCGAUCGAGUAACACAAUUUCUGU
Trachymyrmex septentrionalis is the source of this 2008-nucleotide messenger RNA. RefSeq names its product transcription factor Ken 2 (gene ken). Gene Ontology annotation, molecular function: DNA-binding transcription factor activity; RNA polymerase II cis-regulatory region sequence-specific DNA binding; protein binding. The record is from RefSeq and is a predicted model, not a curated record. The transcript has 6 exons. Gene Ontology annotation, biological process: regulation of transcription by RNA polymerase II. Gene Ontology annotation, cellular component: nucleus. NCBI's taxonomy places the organism in Eukaryota, Metazoa, Arthropoda, Insecta, Hymenoptera, Formicidae. Bases 430 to 1887 code for a protein of 485 amino acids.